CCUUCCCCCGGCGCCGCCCGGCCGAGCCCAGACCGGCACCAUGGCCCCGGCCCGGCUGCUGCUGCUGGGGCUCCUCCUGGGGGUGCUGCCCCCCCCCGCCGCCCCCAGCCCCGCCCCCCCCGCCCAGGCGUGGCUGCAGCAAUAUGGGUACCUGCCCCCCGGGGACCUGCGGACCCACACCCAGCGCUCGCCCCAGUCCCUCUCGGCCGCCCUGGCCGCCAUGCAGCGCUUCUACGGGCUCACCGUCACCGGCACCGCCGACGCCGAGACCCUCAGGGCCAUGCGUCGCCCCCGCUGCGGCGUCCCUGACAAGUUCGGGGCGGAGAUCAAGGCCAACGUGCGGCGCCGGCGCUACGCCAUCCAGGGCAUGAAGUGGGAGCACCAGGAGAUCACCUUCUGCAUCCAGAACUACACGCCCAAGGUGGGGGAGGCGGGGACGUUCGGCGCCAUCCGACGGGCCUUCGGCGUGUGGGCGUCGGCCACCCCGCUGCGGUUCCGGGAGGUGCCCUACGGCGACGUGCGGCAGGGCCGGGCGCCCCAGGCCGACAUCAUGAUCUUCUUCGCCGAGGGUUUCCACGGCGACAACCCCUUCGACGGCGAAGGUGGCUUCCUGGCCCACGCCUACUUCCCCGGGCCCCACAUCGGCGGGGACACCCACUUCGACGGGGCCGAGCCCUGGACGGCCCGCAACGACGACCUCAGCGGGAACGACCUCUUCCUGGUGGCCGUGCACGAGCUGGGCCACGCCCUGGGGCUGGAGCACUCGAGCGACCCGUCGGCCAUCAUGGCCCCCUUCUACCAAUGGAUGGACACCGAAGCCUUCGCUCCUGACGAUGACCGCCGCGGCAUCCAGCAGCUCUAUGGGACGGGGACGGGUCCCAGCUGGCCGCCGGCCGGCCCCCGACCACCGCGCGGCCCCGCAGCCCCGACCGGCCCCCCGGGCCCCCCCUACGGCCCCCGGAUCUGCGACGGGAACUUCGACACCAUCGCCAUGCUCCGCGGGGAGAUGUUCGUCUUCAAGGAGCGGUGGUUUUGGCGCGUGCACCGGCGGGUGAUGGACGGGUACCCGCUGCUCGGGCACUUCUGGGUGGGGCUGCCCCCCAGCAUCGGCACCGCCUACGAGAGGAAGGACGGCAAGUUCGUCUUCUUCAAAGGCGACCGGCACUGGGUGUUCGACGAGGCGGUGCUGGAGCCGGGGUACCCGCGGGCGCUGCGGGACCUGGGCCGGGGGGUCCCCACCGACCGCCUCGACGCCGCCCUGCUCUGGCUGCCCAGCGGCAAGACCUACUUCUUCCGGGGGAACAAGUGGGUGCCGCCGCGGGGCCUCCUGGGGCCUUCGGGGGCCUCCUGGGAUCUUCUGGGGCCUCCUGGGGCCUCCUGGGGCCUCCUGGGAUCUUCUGGGAUCUUCUGGGGCCUUCUGGGACCUUCUGGGAUCUUCUGGGAUCUUCUGGGGCCUUCUGGGACCUUCUGAGACCUUCGGGGACCU
Phalacrocorax carbo (great cormorant) is the source of this 1486-nucleotide messenger RNA. Lineage: Eukaryota; Metazoa; Chordata; Aves; Suliformes; Phalacrocoracidae. The record is from RefSeq and is a predicted model, not a curated record.